Molecule: messenger RNA, 1410 nt
Organism: Komagataella phaffii GS115
Lineage: Eukaryota; Fungi; Ascomycota; Pichiomycetes; Pichiales; Pichiaceae
Exons: 1
Coding region: 1-1410 (469 amino acids)
Biological process (GO): tricarboxylic acid cycle; citrate metabolic process; carbohydrate metabolic process
Cellular component (GO): mitochondrial matrix
Source: RefSeq, a predicted model, not a curated record
AUGUCCGCUAUUAGAUCAAUUGCCCAGCGUACGUUGCGUACCCAGGCCCAAAUUUCCAGAGUUUCCUUCCUGGGAGCCAGAGCUUACUCUACAAAAGAGCCCACUUUGAAGGAGCGUUUUGCUGAGCUUCUGCCUGAGAAGAUUGAGCAGAUCAAGCAGCUCAAGGCCGAGCACGGCAAGACUGUCAUCGGCGAGGUUCUGCUUGAGCAGGCCUACGGUGGUAUGAGAGGUAUUAAGGGCCUCGUGUGGGAGGGAUCCGUUUUGGACCCAAUUGAGGGAAUCCGUUUCAGAGGAAGAACUAUUCCAGACAUUCAAAAGGAGCUGCCAAAGGCUCCAGGUGGAAACGAGCCAUUGCCAGAGGCUCUUUUCUGGCUGUUGUUGACCGGUGAGGUCCCAACUGAGUCCCAAACCAAGGCUUUCUCUGAGGAGUUGGCUGCUCGUUCCGCUCUUCCAAAGCACGUUGAGGAGUUGAUCGACCGUUCCCCAGCUACUUUGCACCCAAUGGCUCAAUUUUCUAUCGCCGUUACUGCUUUAGAAUCUGAGUCACAAUUCGCCAAGGCUUACGCCAAGGGUGUUAACAAGAAGGAGUACUGGGUGUACACCUACGAAGACUCCAUUGACUUGAUCGCCAAGUUGCCAAACAUCGCUGCCAGAAUCUACAAGAACGUCUUCAAAGACGGAAAGGUUGGAUCUGUUGACCCAUCCAAGGACUACUCUGCCAACUUGGCCUCUUUGCUAGGUUUCGGUGAGAACGCCGAGUUCGUUGAGCUGAUGAGAUUAUACCUGUCUAUCCACUCCGAUCACGAAGGUGGUAACGUCUCUGCCCACACCACUCACUUGGUUGGAUCUGCUCUUUCUUCCCCAUUCUUAUCCUUCGCCGCUGGUUUGAACGGUUUAGCUGGUCCUCUGCACGGCAGAGCCAACCAGGAGGUCUUGGAAUGGUUAUUCCAAAUCAAGAAGGAGUUGGGCGGUGACUUCUCCAAGGAAAAGAUUGAAAAGUACUUGUGGGACACUCUUAAGGCUGGCCGUGUCGUUCCAGGUUACGGACAUGCUGUUCUGAGAAAGACUGACCCACGUUACACUGCUCAACGUGAGUUUGCUCUCAAGCACUUGCCAGACUUUGACUUGUUCAAGUUGGUUUCUGCUGUUUAUGAGGUUGCUCCAGUUGUCUUGACCGAGCACGGUAAGACCAAGAACCCAUGGCCAAAUGUGGACUCUCAUUCCGGUGUUUUGUUGCAAUACUACGGUCUGACUGAGGAGUCAUUCUACACCGUUUUGUUCGGUGUUUCCAGAGCUUUAGGUGUUCUGCCUCAGUUGAUCAUUGACCGUGGUGUCGGUGCUCCAAUUGAGCGCCCCAAGUCCUUCUCUACUGAGAAGUACAUUGAGCUGGUUAAGGGUCUUGGUAAAUAA